AUGUCUGCUACCUCGGAAACAGAACUGUCUCUGUACGACAGAACCAAACCCAAUUACAGAAAACACUAUGUCCCACUCGAAUCAGACCCAGAGAUCUUCACAGAUUUGAUCAAGAAUCUGGGUGUGCAAGGGUACGAGUUCCAAGACGUACUGUCACUGGAAGACCCGGAUCUUCUCGCCUUCAUUCCUCGACCAGUCCUCGCAUUUGUUUUUGUGUUCCCCACGUUGGACGAGAUUGAAAAUCGUCUCAAGGAUGCAGAUGCUCAUAGGAAGGUCUACGAAGGCAAGGGAGAGGAGGAACCUGUAAUCUGGUUCUCUCAAAGCAUUCAAAAUGCGUGCGGCUUGUAUGCCAUAUUGCAUGCUGUGUCCAAUGCCAUCCCCCGGUCGAGCAUUCAGUCCGGAUCACCCCUUGAUAAUUUACUGAAGACAUGCAUCCCGCUGGGUCCGUAUGAACGAGCAUUAGCGCUGGAGGCAUCGAGCGAAAUCGAAGCCGCCCACGCAGCUGCGGCUAAGCGCGGCUCGUCAGAAGCACCCGCGGCGGAAGAUGAUGUAGACGACUUCCACUAUAUCUGCUUCGCCCGCUCGCCCAAGAACAAUCACAUCUAUGAGCUGAAUGGAACCGUCAAAGGGCCCAUUGACACGGGUGUCGUGCAAGAGAGCGAAGAUCUCUUGUCCGCCGCGGGUAUCGAGCUCGUGAAAAACUAUAUCAAACAAGGGGAUGGGAACUUGGGCUUCAGCCUGAUGGCGCUUGUGGCGACGAACUGA
Coprinopsis cinerea okayama7#130 is the source of this 765-nucleotide messenger RNA. RefSeq names its product ubiquitin C-terminal hydrolase L3. The transcript is spliced from 2 exons. Gene Ontology annotation, biological process: protein deubiquitination; ubiquitin-dependent protein catabolic process. Lineage: Eukaryota; Fungi; Basidiomycota; Agaricomycetes; Agaricales; Psathyrellaceae. Gene Ontology annotation, cellular component: cytoplasm. The record is from RefSeq and is a predicted model, not a curated record. Gene Ontology annotation, molecular function: cysteine-type deubiquitinase activity. The coding region runs from base 1 to 765 and encodes 254 amino acids.